AUGGCACUUGAGAGGGACAACGACCUGGCGACUAGAACCCACCCCAGCGUUCACGAAGUGUGCCGCCUCCUAGAUUUCUGCCUCAGCGGAACGUACUUCUCAUUCAACGGAGAGUACUACAAGCAGACUACCGGAACAGCAAUGGGUGCGUCAAUAUCGGUAACCGCAGCGAACUUGGUGAUGGAAUCAAUUGAAGAAAGGGCCCUGCAAUCCCCCGAUAUUAAACCGAAAACAUUCUUACGGUACGUAGACGAUUGCUUCUGUAUUUUGAAGAAUUCCGAUGUUGACGAGUUUUUGGCACGCCUAAACCGCAUCGAGCCAUCCAUCCAGUUUACCGUGGAACUCGAGAGGGACAACGUUUUGCCUUUUCUCGAUGUACUCGUAAAGAGAGAAGGAAGUGACCUAAAGUUCACCGUGUACAGGAAGCCCACUAAAACGGGACGAUAUCUAAGGUUUGAUUCCAAUCACCCUACGUGUCACAAGGCUUCGGUGGUUUCGUCCCUUUUUUCGAGAGCUAAGAAGAUUUGUUUGUCGGAGAAAGACAGGAAAAAAGAAGAAGCAGCAAUCACUUCCGAUUUAAAAAAAGAACGGAUACACAAGUAG
Messenger RNA from Ornithodoros turicata, 603 nucleotides. RefSeq lists its product as uncharacterized. Bases 1 to 603 code for a protein of 200 amino acids. The transcript has a single exon. Lineage: Eukaryota; Metazoa; Arthropoda; Arachnida; Ixodida; Argasidae. The record is from RefSeq and is a predicted model, not a curated record.